AGUGCGUUGUGGUGAGCCGUCGCUUUAGUUGCCCUCGGAGUGUUUUCAAACAGAGAACAUGGUAUCGCAGCUGCCGUUUCUGGCUGCACUGGUGUGUCUCUUUCUGGCGAGGAAUGGCCAAGGCCACCUGCUCUCCCAGCCGACCAUUGACUUGCAUAUCCAGGCGCAGGAGCAGUUGAUCUCGCAGCACAACGACAGUGCCUAUGUGCAGCGUUUGAUGCGUCUGGCCAAAUCCGCAGAGAUGCGCAGCUACAUUAACCCGGAUCAGGAGCCGUGCGACAACUUCUACGAGUACAGCUGCGGGCGAUGGCCCUUGAUAAAUCCGGCCAACGAUGCCCAUCCCCGGGAGACGAACCUCCAGCAGCUGGUGUUGAAAGCUUAUCGCCACAAGCAGCAGCGCCUUUUGGAACAGCCGCCCAACGAGGAAACCGAUGCGGAGGCCGUUCUUCAUCUGAAACAGUUCUAUGCCAGUUGUCUCCUCUACCGCCAGACUCCGGAGGACUUGUAUCAGCGUCAAUUGCAGGAAAUCGUCGGGGAAUUCGGACGCAUGCCGGUUUUGAGUUUGCCAGGCCAGGAUUGGGCCGAGGAUGCCUUCGAUUGGUUGGAAACAGUCGCAAAAAUAAAGCGUAGAUACGGUCUGGACAUAGUGCUGCUUCUCCAGAUCCAAUCUGAUCGCAUCUAUGUGGGUCAGCCCAAGCAAAUACUUCCCGGACCAGACAGCCGAGCUCGUACUGAAUGCAUUGCCGAGAACUUGGAGCGGCAUCUGGGUGUGGAGGCCAAGUUGGCCCUAAAGACAGCUGGGGAAAUCACAGAACUGGAGCAGCUCCUGGCCAAAGGUAUGCUCUCCCGGCGAGUGGGCAUUUUGGCCAAGUUGCGCACUCCGGUGGAGUUGGAUGAACUCUAUCCGGAGAUUUUCAAUGUAACUCAGUAUGUGGAAAUUGUCCUGGAUCGGGAAUUGGCGGACAACGAAACUAUCUACGAGCAUGUGCCCAGCUAUAUGACCCAUUUGACGGAUGUGGUGAAGACCACGCCACCCCAAGUGCUAGCCAACUAUAUAUUCUACGAACUUUUGGAUCACUUCUUCUAUGAUCGGACCGUUUCCCCCGUAGAGCAGUGUGUGAAUCGCAUAAGGGAGCAGUUUCCGGAGCUGCUGGAGAACAUGCUCUAUAAGCAAUACGGUUAUGCUGCCGCUCUCAGUGACAUCAACGGGGUCUGGCAGCAAAUUCAGAGGAGUUUCCGAGGUGUCCUGGAGGGUGCUUCGGCGGAUUGGUUGUCCACGGAUACCAGAGAACAGCUGCUGGGGCAGCUCAACGAAACCGAGCUCGUGAUCAAUGGCUAUUCCAACAUUAAUUUUACAGAACAAUUCGCAGGUUUCGAAAUCAAGCCAAGGGAUUACCUCCACAAUCUGAGAACUGUGCGGAGUCGGAACAGUCUGGUCACAAAACCGAAGAUACAGACAGCGGCCAGCUAUGAUCCUGUUAAGAAGAGAGUCCUCCUACCGGUGGCCCUGCUCCAGCCAAACAUUCUGUGGUCCCGCUACUACCCACGAGCCCUGCGUUUUGGAAGUAUCGGCACCGUGCUUGCCCACGAACUGGCGCACAGCCUGGAAGACGCCGCCAAGUGGGAUGCCAAGUCUUUUGCCCAGUACUCCAAGCGAAAGGCCUGCUUCAAGGAUCAAUACAGCCGGCUGCGACUUCACGGGGAGUACUUACCGGAGAGCGAUCUCCAGGCGGAGAACAUUGCCGACAACCUGGCCAUCCAGGUGGCCUACCACGCCUACCGCCGCUACCUGACGGAGCUGGCCUCCUCUGCCUUGGUCACGGAGGCUCUGCCCCUGCUGGACCACACUCCUCGUCAGCUGUUCUUCCUCAGCUAUGGCCAGCUGUGGUGUAAUGAUGCCAACGAGCAGUUUCGGGAAAAGGAAUCGCUGCUGCAGACCAGCACCCCGAAUGCCCUCCGCGUUCUGGGAGCCCUCUCCAACUUCCCCGCCUUUGCACAGGACUUUGCCUGCAUUAGCGGAAAUCAAAUGAUGACGCCGAAGAAGUGUCACCUAUUUACCAUUAAUUGAGAUUAAUUCCAAGAUUUUCUGAUUGACUUUAUUAGCUUAAAAUAAUCGUUUAAGGAGUGACAAUUUCAGAGAACCAAUAUAACCAAUAAACAAUACUUUUUAUUAAU
Drosophila bipectinata is the source of this 2175-nucleotide messenger RNA. It is a transcript of the gene Nepl19, whose product is annotated as Neprilysin-like 19. Gene Ontology annotation, molecular function: metalloendopeptidase activity. The record is from RefSeq and is a predicted model, not a curated record. Gene Ontology annotation, cellular component: plasma membrane. NCBI's taxonomy places the organism in Eukaryota, Metazoa, Arthropoda, Insecta, Diptera, Drosophilidae. Gene Ontology annotation, biological process: protein processing.